CGUUUCGAUGUUGUGUACUUUGGUAAUGUCAAUUUAAUUAUAUUAUUCAAUUCUAUCCUUCCUUUUAAGAAUAAUAGGCUAAGGACAUUGCAUGGUAGCAUUUAGACAAAUUAGAUUCAAAUCUUAUUCCAUAAGCCAUCAGGAAUAUAAAAAAAAGAAUUUUAUGCCAUAAGGCUUCCAAUUCAGCACUACUAUUCUAUUAAUAAUUUUCAUUUUCCCACUCUCUCCCAUUCUUGUUCUUGUUAUUCUCUUUUCUUUCCUUUUUUUUCUUUACUUCCCCUUCUACCACUUGUUGCUCCUUAAGAGUGAUGAUCAACCUUUCUUAGAGUCAUUUAUUCUACCUAAGAAAGUUUGAAAACAUUGGAACGAAUUUUUUGUUUCCUUGAACCUUUUUCUUGCUAUCCAAGUUCAACUAUUGGUUUUUUUUUUCCCCCCUUGUAAAUGAAUGAGAACAAGCUUGAUUUUCAUUCUGAAUAUGGCAACCGUUCUUCUUGUCAAUAUUUUGGUAUUAGACAACAACCUUGGAACAUGGGACCAUGCAAUAACCAACCCCUCGGCGCGACUUGCGUCAGCGUUGGAGUUGGCAGAGGAAGAGGAGGAGGAGGAGGAGAACAAGAAGUAGUACUACCAUACUCGGCUCAAGCCAAACCAUCUAGCACCAUCAUAAGCCGAUUCGAGUCGCCGGCUUCGGCCUUUUACGCGACGGAAAUCUUCAUGGGGUUCCCACAAUAUGAUUCCCAUCAAGUUGGUAAUCCAUCCAAUUUGAUGCCUCAUCAACUCUCCAUCAAGAACAUUAAUAAUGAUAUGGAGUUCCCUCUCUAUCAAUCUUCAAAGGAAAGCCUCUUCUUUGAUUCAUCAGUUAAUGACCAAAAUAGCCCCAACAACUUUGAGUUGCCAAACACCUUGCAAGCAAUAAAAUCUCAAUUGAAUGGUGAUCAAUGUAAUGGAUCACCUGAAAAAUCUAAUAAAAUUCCAUGUGGGAAUUUUCCUGCCAGCAAUUUCCUUCCUAUUGAACAACAUAAGUUGUUCAAUGAUGAUGCUGCCCCAGUCACUAGGAGCAUAUCAAUUCCUAAAGCAAAUCAAGAAUCUACGGUUGCUUGUGGCUCAUUCAAUUCCCCUGUUCAACAGCUGAGUUUCUCUUCUCCUCAAGAGAAGCUUUCUCCGACAAUUUCAGCCGGAAACCUUGUCGGUAAUGGACCGAUAGCAUCGAGUAAGACGCGUAUAAGAUGGACUCAGGAUCUUCAUGAGAAGUUUGUUGAAUGUGUCAAUAGACUAGGAGGCGCAGAGAAGGCGACGCCGAAAGCGAUAUUAAGGCUGAUGGAUUCAGAUGGAUUGACAAUCUUCCAUGUUAAGAGUCAUUUGCAGAAAUACAGAAUUGCAAAGUAUAUGCCAGAAUCAACUCAGGGUUCAUAUGCUUUGCCUAAAAAGUACUUCUUCCCUUUUUCAGGGAAAUCUGAGAAAAGAACCAGUGCAGAGAAUGUGCAUCUUGAUGUCAAAGCUGGCUUGCAGAUUAAAGAGGCACUUCAGCUGCAAUUGGAUGUGCAGAGGCGUCUUCAUGAACAGCUAGAGAUUCAGAGAAAAUUACAGUUGCAAAUUGAAGAACAAGGAAAGCAGCUGAAGAUGAUGUUUGACCGACAGCAGAAGUCAAAUAAUAGUGAAAGAAGUUCUAAAGAUAAUAAUAAUGAUGAUAAUGAGGUUACAAUUUUAGAAGGGACUGGAAUUUCCCACUUCCCUUCAAAGAUAAGUUAGCCCAAUUUCAAAUCCCUUAAUUCCAUAAUAAUAAUAAUAAUAAUAAUAAUAUCUAUACAUACAAAAUUAACUAUUACAUUGUGCCAACAAAUCUUGCUCCUCAAUCUCUUUGUAAGUGACAGUUAAAAAACAUACACCAGAUCAUGCAAUUUUGUUAUUAUGUGAAUUAUUAAAGCACUUUUGUUGAAUCCUUCGGCAAGUAGUAAAUUAGGACAUAAGAUUGGUCUGCUCCAUUAUUAAUUUAUUAUUGUACCCUACAAAACCAGUCAAGAAUCACCGUAUUACAGAAAAACAUUGUAAUUGUAUUCCCCACCCCCCAUCAAAAAGAAAAAAAAAAUAGAGACAGCUUUUAAUUUG
Molecule: messenger RNA, 2106 nt
Organism: Arachis ipaensis
Lineage: Eukaryota; Viridiplantae; Streptophyta; Magnoliopsida; Fabales; Fabaceae
Molecular function (GO): DNA-binding transcription factor activity; DNA binding
Source: RefSeq, a predicted model, not a curated record